Messenger RNA from Osmerus eperlanus (European smelt), 2978 nucleotides. Its product is annotated as sia-alpha-2,3-Gal-beta-1,4-GlcNAc-R:alpha 2,8-sialyltransferase-like. Gene Ontology annotation, biological process: oligosaccharide metabolic process; N-glycan processing. The coding region runs from base 353 to 1474 and encodes 373 amino acids. The transcript is spliced from 4 exons. The record is from RefSeq and is a predicted model, not a curated record. Gene Ontology annotation, molecular function: alpha-N-acetylneuraminate alpha-2,8-sialyltransferase activity. NCBI's taxonomy places the organism in Eukaryota, Metazoa, Chordata, Actinopteri, Osmeriformes, Osmeridae.
CAGCAUUUGAAUGACCGCGCGCGAAACCCUAUUGUUCGUUAGCCAAUGCAAUGCUGCUGAUAACAUCCAUCUCCUUUAUUAAUCUGGCUACCUAGAAAGGAAUUGCAGUUAAGCGUGAAGGCAGGGUAGGGCAGGGAUGAGAGCGGGCGAAGACGCAUCACCAAUGUUGUCGACUGCCAGUGCCAAAUCAACCGCAGCGCAACCUCCAGCCCACUCGGCGCCCAUCUUACAAUACAAAAUAUGAUAUUUGCUGUCCUCAUAUCAACAUUUCUACACGACAUUUUUUUAUUUAUGUAGGCUAGUGAAGGAAGGUAUAUUUUCAUGGCUGUGUAAGGAAUGAAAACGUUCCAAGAUGGUCCGCAUCGCAAACGCUCUGGGUUUGGUUAUAUUCAGCGUCGCUCUUCUCAUUUUAUCCUUAAUAAGUUAUGUUUCCAUACGAAAGGACAGCUUUUUCACUUCUUCUAAAUAUGAUAUGGGGGGUCCAAGAAUAAUGUUCCACGCAGGAUUUCGGUCUCAAUUCGCCAUGAAUUUCUUAGACCCCUCUUUCAUUCCACUGACUAAUGCACUGAAUGAGGAGCUUCAAGGGAAACCAUCCAAAUGGAAAUUCAACAGAACAGCUUUCUAUCAACAAAGGAAAGAAAUCUUCAAUUUCAUUGAUGUGGCCAACAAUUUCUCACUGACCAAGAAUGGUGUGCGUGUGGGUCAACUGAUGCACUUUGACUACUCCAGCCACAAGUAUGUCUUCUCCAUAAGCAACAACUUUAAGUCCUUGCUUCCUGAAACCUCGCCCAUCCUGAACAAGCACUACAAUGUGUGUGCUGUGGUGGGCAACAGUGGCAUCCUCACAGGCAGCCAUUGUGGGUCAGAGAUUGACAAAGCCGACUUCAUCUUCCGCUGCAACUUUGCCCCUACGGAGGUCUUCUACAAGGAUGUUGGCCGGAAGACCAACAUGACGACCUUUAACCCCAGCAUUCUUGAGCACUACUACAACAACCUGCUGACCAUCCAGGACCGCAACAACUUCUUCCUCAACUUGAAGAAGCUGGAGGGAGCGAUUUUGUGGAUCCCUGCUUUCUUCCUUCACACCUCAGCAACAGUCACCAGGACACUAGUUGAUUUCUUUGUGGAGCACAAAGGUCAACUGAAGAUUGAGCUGGCCUGGCCGGGCAACAUAAUGCAGGAUGUCAACAAAUACUGGAAAACGAAAAACCUUUCGCCGAAGCGACUGAGCACGGGGAUCCUUAUGUACACGCUGGCCUCCGCCAUGUGCGAGGAGAUCCAUCUUUACGGCUUCUGGCCAUUCGGUUGGGACCCCAACACAGGCAAGGAUCUUCCCUACCAUUACUAUGACAAGAAAGGGACCAAGUUCACCACCAAGUGGCAGGAGACCCACCAACUGCCCAGUGAGUUCAAACUGCUCUACAAGAUGCAUGGGGAAGGUGUGACCAGGAUGAGUCUGUCACACUGCACCUAGACAUUCCCACAUGGCCUGCUGUCAAGCUAGUCAUUUGUUAGAGGGGGGCUUCAUGGAGGCUGAACCCGAUUUGGCCUCAGCUUGUUAUAUUUUCCGACGCAGAAUUAGACCGUGCAUGAUUAGUAUGACGACGUUUUCAUUCUAGUAACACACUCUCCUAUCACCUGCAGCGCAUGUGGACUUUCGAGGUUUGUCUUUGUAAUUCACACCAAGGUGUAAGGGUGGUUUAGGGACUUGGGGGUAACAUUCCAGCUUUAAGGGAUUGUUGUGCUGUUUCCUAUGUACCAUGGGUGAGUUAAAUAUAUUAUACUAUGUAUCACGCUACCACAUAAAGUGUUGUCUUAAUGUGUUGUUAUCACCUUGCUAUCAAUCAUAUUGCAUUGCUAUCAUGACUGGGGCUGAACAGAAUAAGUCUUCUUAAACAAGGGAUGUGGAUGGAAAAACACUCAGAAACUCCAAAAUGAUUUUCAUUAAUGAUGGGGCAAAAAUGGUAAAAGGCUAUUAAUCCUGGCCUUAUUUCAAGGGAAUUUUAAUAGUUACUUUGACAUCACUGCCUAAUCUCAGGGAUGGAGUUAGAACAGUGUUUUUUCUAAUUAGAUGCCAGUCCAUCAUUGGAGGCACAAACACUAUAUUAUUCUGACCUUUUUACCACCUAGCUACAACCCAAGGUGCCAUUGGUUUCUGGGUCUAAAAUACUGGUCUGGAUGCUAGCAGUUGUUUACAAUACUAUCCCAAAGGUGUAAGGCAGUUACUAGUCUGAGAGGGUAGUUACUAUCUAAAAUCUUUUUUUUAAGUCUUCAAAUAUAGAUUAAGAAUUUACAUUCCAACAACAAUCCAUUUAUUGAUCACAUUUCAGUACAUUAUAAUACUUGGAGUAAAACAUUAGAAAGAACAUUUGAAAAAGUAUUGCAGAAAAACAUUCUGUCCAAAAUUUCUUUUUUUACCUUUAUUUAGCCAGGCAGGUCAAAUAUAAUAUAUCAAAAAAGUCCUACAUCUCAAUUCUUGAUAAAGCAAGAAAGGAAAGUGUAUAUUGUAAUAAUAAUGAGGGUACAUUCUACCACAUUCUUUUGCCAUUAAUGUAUAGUUCUAUGUUCUUUUUGCCAUGAACCAAAAAUAACAAAUCUUCUUAAAUCCUGAAUUAUUACCCUGAAGACACUGUAGUUCUGAAGCAAUUAAAAAACAGAUCAAUCUGAAAAAGUUGCAUCUUGUACAAAGAGCAUGAUACACCAUUUGAAUGAAAUUGCACGUAAGAGACUAACAAAAAUGUAUGGCUAGUUUUAUACAACCUUUUUGGAAGGAUAUGUUUCAAGGAUAGAACUUUUCUUUUUUGUUAUUAUUUGUAUUUACACUGGUAUUUUCAAUAAACUGUCAGCUUCAAAAACUUUAUAUAAGAAGAGUUUUAAAGUGCAAGAAAAUCUGAAUCACUGGGACCAAACUAAUCUUUGUUUCACCUUUCUGACAAAUAAAUAAGUAAUAUAACUUUAUUUUUAUAACUCUUUAUUAC